Molecule: messenger RNA, 1871 nt
Organism: Papaver somniferum (opium poppy)
Lineage: Eukaryota; Viridiplantae; Streptophyta; Magnoliopsida; Ranunculales; Papaveraceae
Product: serine/threonine-protein kinase STY13-like
Exons: 6
Coding region: 526-1578 (350 amino acids)
Biological process (GO): protein phosphorylation
Molecular function (GO): protein kinase activity; ATP binding
Source: RefSeq, a predicted model, not a curated record
GUUCUCUCUCUAUUUCUUCUGAUUAAUUACUCUCUCUCUCUCUCUCUCUCUCUCUCUCUCCGUGUGUGUGUAUUUGACAGAAGUACUUGAAUUUGUUCCUUGGUUAUUGCCUACAAACAGACUGAUUAAAUUUGCUCAAACCCCCACCCCCACCAGAAAGAAAGGGGGAAAAAAAACCAAUCUUGUUGUCUGUUGCUCUUGCUGAGUUUCAAUGAAGAUUUUGGUUUGAUUGAUUGGUUCAUCUAUCUUCUUGUUCUCUUUACUUUUCUAUUUUAAUGAAAUACUGCUUAUAAAGUUUAAACCUUUGCCUCCUCAACAAUUACAAUCAGUUGAUAUAAGUUUGCUGUAUCUUUGAGAUUUGGGUAGUUGGCUGUGUUGGGAAACCGAGUCAUGUGAAGUAAAUAUAAUGUGUUUUUCUAUAAUUCAACUUCUUAUCUAAGUGGUGGUGAAAGAUUAUAACCAUAAAUGGUGAUGGGUACAAGUGUUUCUUGGUAAUUAGUUUUGCUCUUUCUAGAAGAAAAGAAGAUGGAUUCUGAAAACGGCUUCUACCCAGAUGAGUUUCAUUUAGACUCAAAAUGGUUGAUUGAUCCAAAAAAUCUGUUUGUUGGUCCAAGAAUUGGAGAAGGUGGUCAUGCUAAAGUCUAUGAAGGAAAAUACAAAAAUCAAAAUGUUGCUAUUAAAAUUGUUCAUAAAGGUGAAACGGAAGAGGAAAUUGCAAAGAGAGAAUCACGGUUUGCAAGAGAGGUUGCAAUGUUAUCUAGAGUGCAGCACAAAAACUUAGUAAAGUUUAUUGGGGCUUGUAAGGAGCCAGUAAUGGUGGUAGUAACUGAACUUUUGGCCGGUGGUUCAUUGCGUAAAUACUUGAUGAGCAUGCGGCCCAAGUGCUUAGAUACAUGUGUAGCAGUCGGUUUUGCUCUCGACAUUGCUCGCGCGAUGGAGUGUUUGCAUUCUCAUGGGAUCAUUCAUCGUGAUCUGAAGCCUGAUAACUUGAUCUUGACAGCAGACCUCAAAACGGUGAAACUUGUCGAUUUUGGUUUAGCGAGAGAAGAGACGGUAACAGAGAUGAUGACGGCUGAAACAGGGACAUACCGUUGGAUGGCUCCAGAGUUGUACAGCACUGUUACAUUGAGGCAAGGUGAGAAGAAGCAUUACAACCACAAGGUAGAUGCGUAUAGUUUUGCCAUUGUAUUGUGGGAACUAUUGCAUAACCGAGUCCCUUUUGAGGGCAUGUCAAACCUACAAGCAGCCUAUGCAGCUGCUUUUAAAAAAGUGAGACCCAGUGCAGAAAAUCUACCUGAGGAUUUGGCUUUAAUUUUAACUUCAUGCUGGAAAGAGGACCCAAAUGCACGUCCUAAUUUCAGCCAAAUAGUACAGAUGCUCCUUCAUUAUCUAUCUACUGCUGCACCAGCAGGACCACCGGCAAUCCCAUCUCGCUUGUUUAGUUCUGAGAAUAGGGUAUUUACACCAGACUCUCCAGGAACUAGCUCGUUGAUGGCCAUCCGUGAUGACGAAACCCCUAAGGCGAAGUUGGAAAACAAGUCUAAAGGAUUCUUCUUCUGCUUUAAUCAAUGCUACUGAUCUAUAUACCAAAUGAGAAGAUCAGGGUUCCUUAUUGCCUUUGGAGGGUCCCAACUUGAUACAAGGGAAAGCUCAAUGAACUAGGCUAUAAUCCCAGGAAAUACAGUAUAAAAACUAGAUGUUUAAUUAAUCAGCUCUAUCGGUCAGUUCAAUUGCUGUGAAGAGGCUGUCUUGUAAUAUGGUACUACUACUGAAAAAUAUUACUUAGUUGUAAGAUUCUAGUUAGCUCUAAUAUCAUGAACUUGAAUUCGGUUCUAACUUUCAAUAUGAAUAAAACUUGAGAAGGUUCUUCA